GGCGAAUGGAUGGAUAUCACCAAUCGAAAGAAUGGAUACCGUCCACCAACACACUGAUAAGUCAAAGGACAAUGAAUCACAAAUGAAGUUUAAUUGGAAACUUCAGCCAAUUCUGCCUGAUGAAUAUACUCGAUUGCCAUCUCUUGAAAAAUCUUUUAUUGGUAUUUUGAAGGAUAAGAAAAAUAUAUCUAAAGUGAUUGUCGACUUGACUAACAGCUUACCAACUCCUCAACAUUUGAAACGUUGUUCCGGAUUACGCAUAUACUUAGCAUAUGUUAAUAAAGUGAAUGGCAGUCAGACAAAUUUGAAGGCAUUAUUAGUGGAGAAUGGAUUUGAUAUUUCUCUAUUAGAGGAUGAUUAUGAAAUUGCCGAUAUACCGUCAGUGGCACCUAGAACUAAAGCUCAGAUGACUUAUGCCUUAAAAUACUGGCCCGUAAAUUUUCAUCCAAAUCCUUACGUAGAGGCUUUGAUAUCUGGAUCGGUAUUUAAUGAUGCUCAAUUACGUUCGUUAGAGACAUAUAUGAAAAUAGCAAUUUGUAUUGCCGAAAAAAGUGCAGUUGGCACAAAAGAUUGUAAUGGAAGUGCUAUAAUCGUUGAUCCUGUGAAUGGAAAUAUUCUAUCAAUGGCUGCAUCCAGCAUAGAUAAACAUCCAAUGUGGCAUGCUUCGAUGUUAGCUAUAGAUCUUGUUGCUAGAUUACAGGGUGGCGGGUCCUGGAACUUAUUUAAUAAUGCUAAAGAUGGAACGAAGAUUGUUGAAUCAAAAUAUCAUAAUCGAAUGUUUCCUUAUUAUCCAGAAUGUUUAAAUACAAAAGAUUCAUUUCCAUCGGAGAGCUUAUUGUUUAAAAAACCCGAUCAGAAGAAUAAAAAUCUUAAGAAAAAAAUAGAUAGUAAAUAUGAACCAUAUCUUUGCACAGGUUACUGGGCAAUACUUUUGCAGGAACCGUGUCCUCUUUGCGCAAUGGCUUUACUUCAUUCACGAGUGUCACGAAUAUUUUACGGCCUGUCUAAUCCGCAAACUGGUAUUCUCGGUAGUCAAGCAAUUCUACAUUCAAUACCAGGAUUAAACCAUCGCUAUCAAGUGUGGAGUUCUCUUCUGCUUGACACAUGUCGUAAAACUCUUGAGAAGUGUCGUUGGAUAGAUGGUUCAUAAAAAUCGUAUCAGUACAUUUUCUAACAAAGUUUGAAAUACACAUUUUACAU
Molecule: messenger RNA, 1200 nt
Organism: Ceratosolen solmsi marchali
Lineage: Eukaryota; Metazoa; Arthropoda; Insecta; Hymenoptera; Agaonidae
Product: probable inactive tRNA-specific adenosine deaminase-like protein 3
Exons: 1
Coding region: 32-1150 (372 amino acids)
Cellular component (GO): nucleus; cytoplasm
Molecular function (GO): tRNA-specific adenosine-34 deaminase activity
Source: RefSeq, a predicted model, not a curated record